This is a messenger RNA of Belonocnema kinseyi, 1164 nucleotides long. RefSeq lists its product as uncharacterized. Lineage: Eukaryota; Metazoa; Arthropoda; Insecta; Hymenoptera; Cynipidae. The coding region runs from base 25 to 714 and encodes 229 amino acids. The transcript has 2 exons. The record is from RefSeq and is a predicted model, not a curated record.
UAUAAAACCAUUUCCUUAUUGAAAAUGGAAAUUGUUAGGAAAGGUUUGUUAAAUAAUUUAAAGAAUGCUAAUCCUACUGACUGCACUGAAGGAAUAAUGAAGGAUGUUUACGAUGGGCUUCUGUAUAAAAGAAUCGUUGCGCAAAUGAAAGAUGACUGCGUACUCUUAACGUUUUCAUUCGCCACAGAUGGGGCACCCUUAAAUGAAAGCACCAAAACGUCUUUUUGGUCAACGCUUUUAGGUAUUAAUGAACUGCCUCCACAGUUACAGUUCAAGUAUCCCUUGUUAGCAGGUUUAUGGAUGGGGGUAAAAGAACCUAAACCUGAGAUAAUGAAUCUUUACAUGGAAUCGUUCGGAUGUUCUUGGUGUUACUCUGAAGGGCAACAUUUACAUGGCUCAAUGAGAUAUUUGAUGGAAGAACACGAACCAGCUAAGAGAAGUCACUACAAAUAUUUGCUGGACAUGGACGCUGCUCAGAAGAUCAGACAAUCGUCUCUGAAAAGGGAAAAAGUAUUGUCAGUAAAUAAGGAUAAAGAAAAAGAAGAUGAUGAAGAAAAGGAUGACUGUGAAGAAGCAGAAGCACUUACAACUUCAGAUUCAAAUCAGAAUCCGAAAAAGAAGCUACGAAAGAAUGCUAAAACAAUUAGGGGUGUGAAGGGAUUUUCUGUUUUAACGGAUUUGCAAGGAUUCGACAUGCAAAGCAACAGCAAGUGACGGUUAAUGAGGAACUGAUGAAAAUGACUCCGCCUCAGGAGGAACAACGACUUAUAAGACCUUUGACUUCGGUAAAAGGGAAAUGGAAAGCUUCCAAAUGGCGCAGCUGGUUACUUUUUUAUGCAAUCCCUUAUUUAAAAGGAAUUUUAGAUGACUAUGCUCUGCAAUAUUUUGCUUUAUACUUCAAAAGUCUGUAUACACUCCUUCAAAGUAGUAUAACUGAAGAAGAAUUCCAGAAAGCUGAUUACGAUCUUCACCAAUUUGACUACUUUUAUGAAAUUAUUUACGGUGAAAAGUAUAUGACUUUUAAUGUUCACACUUUGAAGCAUUUAGUUAACUGUCAGAUGUUGCAGACCUGUUUGGGCAAACUUAACCUAUUUUUCAUUAUUAAAUCUUUUUAUAACGUAUAAAUUCGAAAAAUAUUCAAAUUUAUAUUUAUUUAUAUUUUAA